Molecule: messenger RNA, 1485 nt
Organism: Linum tenue
Lineage: Eukaryota; Viridiplantae; Streptophyta; Magnoliopsida; Malpighiales; Linaceae
Source: the annotation of a GenBank genome assembly
ACUGCCGACCCAUUUCCAAUCGGUGGGUUUAUGCUCUGAAGACUCAUCCCGACGGUACCAUCGAACGCCAAAAAUCACGGCUGGUUGCUCGUGGCUUCGAACAAAUUCCAGGGCGUGACUUUACUCAGACUUUCAGCCCGGUCCUUAAGCCAGCCACUUUACGUCUGAUUCUUGGUAUCGCCGUCUCUCAAUCUUGGCCUAUGCGUCAGCUUGAUAUCUCAAAUGCUUUUCUUCAUGGAAGUCUUCCCGACGAGGUUUAUAUGCUACAGCCACGAGGUUUUGUUGAUCCUGAAAGACCCCAUCAUGUUUGCCGCCUCAGAAAAUCAAUUUAUGGACUGCGUCAAGCACCUCGGGUUUGGUUUCAUUGUCUUUCGGCGGCUCUGUUUGAUUUUGGUUUUAUUGCAUCUAAAACUGAUCCGUCUCUGUUCAUUUACAAGACUAGCAUUGUUACUCUCUACACACUGGUAUAUGUCGACGAUAUGGUCCUUACAGGCUCUGAUUCGGCUCUGCUUGACCGGCUUCUACGCCAUCUACAAUCUCGCUUUACCUUGCGAGAUCUUGGCUGCCUAUCUUACUUCCUUGGCCUCGAGGUGCAUCAUCAUGCUCAUGGUUUAUUGCUCAACUAACGCAAAUAUGUUAUGGACCUCCUCAAACGUGCUGGUCUUUAUCGCAGCAUAGUCGGUGGUCUUCAAUACCUGAGUUUUACUCGACCGGAUGUCUCUUUUGCUGUCAACCAUGUGUCUCAAUUUCAGCAUGCUCCUACUGACGUACAUUGGUCGGCCGUCAAACGCAUAUUACGCUACUUACAAGGUACUCUCACACACGGAUUGAGUUUCUCACGCUCUAGCUCCCCUCAAUUACACGGCUACUCUGAUGCUUCCUUUGCUUCUUCACCACGGGAUCAGAAGUCCAUCACUGGUUUUGCCGUGUUCUACGGCACCAACUUGAUCUCCUGGUUCACUCGUAAACAGAAGGCUGUCUCUCGCUCCUCAACGGAAUGUGAAUAUCGUGCUCUUGCGACCCUAGCCUCUGAGGUUAUUUGGCUCCAGGCUUUGCUGUCCGAACUCGGCCAGCACUUAUCUGCUCCCCCUGUGUUAUGGUGUGAUAAUCUUGGAGCUACAUAUUUAGCUCACAAUCCCGUCUUCCAUAGUCGUUCAAAGCACAUGGAAAUCGAGUUCCAUUUUGUCCGUGAUCGCGUGUUCAAAGGUCAACUACAAGUUCGUUACAUUCCCGCUACUGAUCAGCUCGCAGACGUGCUUGCCAAGCCUCUCACUCGCAUUCCAUUUCGGCAAUACUGUUCCAAGUUCCACCUCUCCGAGUCUCCACUUGCGGGGGCGUGAUAAGGCAUCAGCCCAAGCCCACGAUGACAUCUUCAACGGCUUCAGCAAACGGCCACCUCUCUCUGUUCCUUUCCUUCAGCAUGCUGUUACGUUUCCGUUCAACCACUUCCUGAAUUGUAGUUUAGUUGCUGUACGUGCUGCUGUG